CGUUUGAGUAGUUGGCCAAUCAAAAAUGCACUCGGGGACCAGAUACUGUGGUUCAAAGACUAUAUUAAUGAAUGUAGCCAAAGUGAGCAACAAUUGACGUCUCACAUAUGCUCCGUAUUUUCAGGAAUUUAAUAAAAACAGUCUACUCUUCAACUAUAGACAAAUUUAAAAGCUGGCCCGACUUAUGCGAUUUGUUGGCCAACCGUUUUUUCCGAGUCCCGUGACGCUCCAGCCAGGGUGUCAACUUCCUGUUUGGGAAACAAGCGGAAGUGAACUAAGGGGCGUCCAUCAACUGCUCUCUGUCAACACUUACCUCUAAUUUCUACGAUUUUUUGACUAAAUAAGAAAACACAUUCGCAAUAGAAGAUGUCGGAGACGGGGAACCGACUCCGGAAGCUGCUCGAAUCGCCGAAUUUCGACCCACAGAACUACGUGAAGCAGCUCUCGCAGCAGUCCGAUGGCGACAGGGAUUUGCAGGAGCACCGUCAGAAAAUCCAGAACUUGGCCGACGAGACGGCGCAAAACCUGAAGAAGAACGUCUACAAGAACUACAGGCAGUUCAUCGAAACGGCCAAAGAGAUUUCCUACCUGGAGAGCGAGAUGUACCAGCUGAGUCACAUCCUGACGGAGCAGAAGAGCAUCAUGGAGAGCAUCACUCAGGCCCUGCUGCUGACGGACAAGGACGAGACCUCCAAAGAGAUGCAGGCUGCCUUCCCCAAAGAGACCGAGGAGGUGAAGCAGAGGACGCUCACCUCGCUGCUGGAGAAAGUAGAAGGGGGCAAAAACAUCAUGGACACCCCGGGGAGGCACCUAGUCUACAACGGUGACCUUGUGGAGUUUGACGUUGACAACAUGUCCCCCAUCCAGAAGGUGCACGCUUUCCUCAUGAACGACUGCCUGCUAAUCGCCACCUGGCUGCCGAACCGCAGAGGGACUGUCAAGUACAAGUACAACGCCCUGUAUGACCUGGAGAGCUUCGCCGUGGUCAAUGUGAAGGACAACCCUCCCAUGAAGGACAUGUUCAAGAUCCUCAUGUUCCCGGACAGUCGCAUCUUCCAGGCGGAGAACAGCAAAAUCAAAAAGGAGUGGCUGGAGAUCCUGGACGAGACCAAGAAGAACAAGGCCACCAAGGACAGGCACAAGAAAGAGGAGGAGGUCCCCACUUCUCCCGUCAGAGCCGAGGUGUCCACCAACCCUUUCGAUGUGGACGAUGACGAGCCAGCCGAUGCGGAGGAGAUCGUGGACCUCAGCCUGGAGUGGAUCCAGGAGCUGCCGGAGGACCUGGACGUCUGCAUCGCCCAGAGGGACUUCGAGGGCGCCGUGGACCUGCUGGACAAGCUGAACGAGUAUCUGAAAGACCAGCCGGUCACCCCCCGGGUCAAGGAGCUGAGGCUGAAGGUGGAUGAGCGCGUGAGGCAGCUGACGGAGGUGCUGGUGUUCGAGCUGUCCCCAGAUCGGUCACUUCGAGGAGGACCGAAAGCCACCAGGCGGGCCGUGUCCCAGCUGAUCAGACUAGGUCAGUCCACCAAAGCCUGCGAGCUGUUUCUGAAGAACCGCGCUGCUGCCGUCCAGACGGCCAUCCGGCAGCUCCGAAUAGAGGGAGCCACGCUGCUCUACAUCCACAAACUCUGCAACAUCUUCUUCACCAGCCUGCUGGAGACGGCCAAGGAGUUCGAGAUGGACUUUGCCGGGAACACGGGCUGCUACUCGGCCUUCGUGGUGUGGUCCCGAUCAGCCAUGAGGAUGUUUGUGGACGCCUUCAGCAAGCAGGUGUUUGACAGUAAGGAGAGCCUGUCGACAGCAGCAGAGUGUGUCAAAGUGGCUAAGGAGCACUGUCAGCAGCUGACCGAGAUCGGCCUGGACCUGACCUUCACCCUGCAGUCCCUGCUCGUCAAGGACAUCAAGGCGGCCCUGCUGAGCUACAAGGACAUCAUCAUGGAGGCCACCAAGCACCGAAACUCUGAGGAGAUGUGGAGGAAGAUGAACCUGAUGACGCCCGAGGCUCUGGCUAAACUCAAGGACGAGAUGCGCACCUGCGGGAUGGGCAGCUUCGAGCAGUACACUGGGGACGACUGCUGGGUGAACCUGAGCUACACCAUCGUGGCCUUCACCAAGCAGAUGAUGAGCUUCCUGGAGGAGGGCCUGAAGCUCUACUUCCCCGAGCUGCACAUGGUGCUGCUGGAGAGCCUGAGGGAGAUCAUCCUGGUGGCCGUGCAGCACGUGGACUACAGCCUGCGCUGCGAGCAGGACCCCGAGAAGAAGGCCUUCAUCAUGCAGAACGCCUCCUUCCUCCACGACACCGUGCUGCCCGUGGUGGAGCGGAGGUUUGAGGAGGGCGUGGGCAAGCCGGCCAAACAGCUGCAGGACCUGAGGAAGAGCACCCGGCCGGUUAGGAUCAAUCCAGAGAGCACCACGUCUGUGGUCUGAGACUUUAAUAAAGGACAACUGACAAGUAAAAGAAACUCUUACAUGUUCUUUUACUGCCUGUUCCGGCAACUUUAACUCCCAUUUAACAAAUAACCUCUAAAUAUUGGUUAUUUUGAGAUGGCAGGACAGAAGAUGACAGGAUGGAGAACUGGAGAAAAACAUACCUGAAGAUGGGUUUUUAUAAAAAGCUUCUUUGCACCUGAAAUUGUAUAGACACACACACAAUAAUACCUGAUGAUACUGGGGUAAUUACGAUGAAAGAUGAUCCGGCGAUUAGUUUACUGCUUUCGGAAAUCCCUGUUACUGCAUCCAGUAGUUGUUUUUGAGCUGUUCCUGUUUCCAUGUCAGGGUGUGGUGAUAACCAGGAAGAGAACUGUUCCUCGAGUUCGUGUAACUGUGCACUGAAUGCGUGAAAAAGAAAAGUCACAUUUCAGACAAACAGCUGAUACAUUUGUGUUUCCGGAGCAGACUGGCUGUGUCAUUUGCAAUUUUGUGCACGUGACCUGUGGUUUCUCUGAAUUUUAAUCACACCGAUGUAUCCAAGGCAUCGACGGAAACCUGAUCUAAAUGCAACGUGCGUGCGCUCCCCUCGAAAAGCUAAUGUUUAUGCUGUUGGAAGUCCUGGAAGCAAUAUAUUUCCAAGUUUGAUUCAAGCUCACCCAGCAGUGAUGUUGGCGAUGAUUUACGAACACUAAAUAGUAUUCCAGCCUGCUAGGACUGAUUUAAAAGGGAUUGACUGAAAAGCAAAUGCACUGGGAAAUGUUGGCUGUUGUAAGAGUGUUUGACCACAACACAUGAAAUUGAAUAAACGUCAUCAAGCACAAGUGCA
Molecule: messenger RNA, 3256 nt
Organism: Acanthopagrus latus (yellowfin seabream)
Lineage: Eukaryota; Metazoa; Chordata; Actinopteri; Spariformes; Sparidae
Gene: exoc8
Product: exocyst complex component 8
Exons: 4
Coding region: 367-2427 (686 amino acids)
Biological process (GO): exocytosis; Golgi to plasma membrane transport; intracellular protein localization
Cellular component (GO): exocyst
Source: RefSeq, a predicted model, not a curated record